Molecule: messenger RNA, 11505 nt
Organism: Xyrichtys novacula (pearly razorfish)
Lineage: Eukaryota; Metazoa; Chordata; Actinopteri; Labriformes; Labridae
Source: the annotation of a GenBank genome assembly
AUGAGGGCUGAAACCGAUAAAAUCCUUACUCUGUCAGAUGGAGACAAGACUGCAGAGCUUCAGAAAUACUUGUCCUCCCUCUCUGAUGACCAGGUAUAUAUAUAUCUAACCACCAUACUACUUUAGAUGUACAGCUAAACUUGACAAACGUGAAACUUUACAGUAUUUAAGAAGUAAUCUAUAAACUGUUAUCUGUUUCUAGUUGAUCACCGUGAUCUCUAAUGGUGCAUUAAAGGGCAAGAAGGUCGGUUCAAUGAUUAAAGGCAUAUUCAAAGGUAAGUCCACAUGACCGUCAUUGAUUUUAAUGUCACACGUGAUAUUAAGUGCAGAAAAAAUAAAAUUUGUGUUCUUAUGUCAGGCUCACCUUCCAAUUCCUCUGAGGGAUCAAACCGCAGACUCCUUGUCUAUCAACACUGCAUCCCUUUAUGUGAGUCUGGAGAUCUUCAGACUGAGGUGGCAGCUGAUAUCAUUGGCCUGCUGAUGCUAGAGGUACAGAAAAAAACCCUCACAAUGAAGCUUUUCUGGUUAAUUUAAUCAUACAGUUGCUGCAAAUAAAAUUUUGGGAACCACUUUUCUCCUUAAAUGCUACACACAGGCUCAUACUCUCCCUGGACCAUGUCUUGCACAAGUGGCAUCUCUUUUUGUUGAAGCCAUAAAGGUGGGGAAAAUGGGCAAUGGAAAAUCCCUGGAGCUGUUUCCUACUGUGCUUACUGCACUUUCAGCGUGCGAGGCAUUGUCUUAUGGCAAAGGUCUGUGCACACUCCUAGCCUUAUUUAUUUUAAUUGUUUAUGUGAUAUUAGGAGUUCUGAUAUCUUUGAGAUGAAAAUGUUGUACAUGAUGGCACGUCUCUGAUCUCUCUCUUGUUUGAUCAUUACAUCUCAACUUAAGGUGAACUUAAUGGUGAGGAGUACAAGAAACAGCUGAUCAAUAGCCUCUGCUCCAGCAGGUCAGGAGAUCUCUGAUUUUAAACUUUGGGUGCUAUUUCACUUGUGAUUUGAAGUUAGUUUUACCUGUUUGUUUUACAAGAACAAAUCAUAACAAAUGACAGCUUAUCUUCUGUGAUCACUUCGAUAAUAUAUCCUUUUUCUUAAUGUAGAUGGGACCCAAAGUGUGUCAUCCACCUGACGACUAUGUUCAGGUAAGAGCUGAUUUUAAUUGGAAGUCUUUACUGUCCCCUAAGGAGGUUAAAUCACACAUUUAUACAAUUCUCACAUCACAGAAAGAAAGCACACAGCAGACACAAUACAAAUAAAUACAUGUAAACACACAGACUCAGUACAAUUUCAUGGGUGUGUUGUUCCCAUCAAGCUCACCUACAGCUUAUUUAAAAAACAAAUGGCUGUUGCGACAAAGGAUAUAAGGUACCUGUUUGAUUUGGCAUGUAAGUGAAAGUUAUGGGAGAGGCUGAAACUCAGCAUGAAGAGGAUGGAGAGGGUUUGCCAGAAUGGCCUGAGUGACUCGGGAUGUAAAAACAGAGUCAAGAUCAUCAAGACUCGAGCUAAUAGUUUUUUGGCAAAGUUUGACAAUGUUCCUCAAGUUAUUUUUAUUUGGAACGGUGAGGUUACCAAAAAACAUAUCAUAGAAAAGGUUAAAAUUAACUUAAUAGAAAAAGAGUAAAAUGUUUUAAGAAGCUGUUUGUCAACAUUAAAACACCUCAGUUUCCUCAGAUAGAAUAAAAUCUGAUUUGCCUUUUGACAGAUGGCAUCUUAGUUGGUCUUAAAGGACAGUUUGUCAUCCAGGAUGGUAUCUAGGUAUUUGUACUGACUGACUAUUCCUACAGCUUUACCAUUAACAAAGUUUUGGGCUGUGACAGAUGGAUUCUUAUGGAAAACAAAAAUCAUGUCUUUCGUUUUUGACACAUUAAGUUGCAGAUAAGAAUCGUCUCACCAUCUAACAACAAACAAUAAUAGUCAAGCACAGGACCAUGUCCAUCCUCAUGGUCUUGCAGAAGGCUCAUGAACAUGGAAUCAUCUGCAGAUUUCAUGAUGAACCUUUGGAGCAAAGCAGGGUCUCCGACAGAGUUUCAUUGACAUGAGUUCUUUGCGGUCUUGUUGUUAGAAAAUCAACUAGCCAGCAUAUAAGCUAUCCAGUUUAAAACCAUCACAUUCUUACAUGCAGUUCAAUAGUAUGAUACUGAUAUUUUACCUCAAUAUUUAUUUGCCCUUCAUGCGUCCUCUUAAAGCAUUAGCCUUAAAUGUUGCUCAUCUGUUUUUUUGUUUUGUUUUGUCUGACUCUUUAAAGAGAUGUACCCUUGUCGUCAGAGGAGCUGCAGUUUGUGGUUGAGAAAGUGUUGAGGGUGUUUAACAAACUGGAUCUGCAGGAGAUCCCACCGCUGGUUUACCAGCUGCUACUUUUAUCUGCAAAGGUACUUGUGUGAAUGUUUGACAGACUGAUUUCAUUUUUGGUCACUGGUCAUCAUUUCUUCUUCUUUUUUAAUAUUCUGUGAUGCACUACCCUGUCUGUCUGUCUUUUAGGGUUGCAAGAAACAGGUCCUGGAUGGUAUUAUCAGUUAUUUCAAGGAGCAGGACAUCCGCCAGGAGGAGGAGCAGAAACACGGAGAGUGAGUGGCACAUCUUAAAAACUGUAUUUAUAGCUAAAUACAAAAAACCUGUCUUUCUACUUAUUAAAUAUUCUUUUCUGUGUUUUUCUCUUGAGGAGCCUGGAUCUAGAGGUUCAGUCCAUCCCUCAGGACCAGUUAAGGCAUGUGGAGGGCACAGCUAUCCUCCACAUCGUCUUUGCUAUACGACUUGAUCAUGAGCUCGGGAGAGAAUUUCUCAAAAGCAUAAAGGUUUUGCACACGUCAGCCCACCCUUAGUGAUGUUAUUUUGAUUACAUAGAGAGUCUGUUAAAUAGACGUUUCUAUUUCCACAGGCGUCUUACGGUGACUUGUGCCCUUUCAGUGUUGCUUUGCUGCUCUCAGUAGCACGUAUCCAGCGUUAUGAAGAGCAGGUAACAAAACUUGACUACUCACCAAUACUGCUAAUGACUAAUCCUACACAAUUUCUAUGGUAUUUUACGGACACUUUUCUAUUUUCUUAUUUCUUUGCUCUCUGUGGUUUGUGAAGGUGUUUGACCUGUUGAAGGGGGCAAUUAUCAAGAGCUUCAAGGAUGUGCAGAUGCAGCAGGGGUCAAAAUUCCUACAGGACCUCCUGCCUGGACAGUGCAGUCUGGCUCAGAUGAUACUGGACACAGUUAAGAACAGGUUAAAAAGUUAAGAAAUGUCAUCAAAAUAAGACAGCUGUUAUUUGUAGUGCUUGGUUGAUGCUAACUAAGAUUCACAUGUACAGAUUCUGUAUCAUGAUAAUUCAACAAUCCUGAAAUCUAACAAAAACCUGUAAUUCUACAUCGACAAACUCGUAUUCUACAAGCCUCAAGUCCCCAAAAGUUGGGAGUAAAAGGGAGAAGUUUAUUGUUCAAACCAUAACAAUUGAAAUUGUUUCAACACUUUCACUUUCAUUCAGUGUGUUUGGCUGGGAUCAUGUGACCCAGGGGCUUGUGCAGCUUGGCUUCUUCCUUAUGGAUAACUUUGGACCCAGACCUGGACCUUUUGGAAAGGCCGCUGAAAGCCCUGCUGCCAUAGCCCGAACCCCCGUUCAGCAGGCGUGUAAGCUGGGGGGACAGGUGCUCCUGCAGGGUUUUAAGGUAACAAUCAAAGUUUAUUUCAUAGAAAUAUCACAAAACAAUAAAAAUAAAUUUCUAUUUCUCCAUUUAUUUGACAGGAACAAUACAUGUAGGCAUUGAUGCAUGUGAAUGAAGUGCAACAAAUGCAGUGUUUAAAAGACCCCCUGCCAUGACUAAUUAUCAGUCUUUGUCUCUGAUGACUCAUCAUCAGCUUCAAGUUUAAUUUCCAUCUUAUUCUGCCUUUCUCCGAUGUCAGAUGCACGAGCCCAUCCGAGGAGAGAUACUGGAGCAAGUAUUGAACCGUUUGGUCACAAAGACAGCCUCACCUGUCAGUCAUUACUUAGGUAUUACAGCCUCAAAGACGGCCUACUUGGCUGUCAUAUUCACAUCAUUAUCUUAUCAGCUUUAUGAGACAGGCUACUACAUUUUAACUUUUGUACUCUCCUGUUUUUGUUCACCAGAGCUUUUCUCUGAUAUUGUUGUUUCUGCUCCCAUGAUCCUCCUGGAGUCUUCCUCGAAAGUGACAGAGACAUUUGACCACCUGUCAUAUCUGCCCUUAGCCACAGUUCAGGGUCUACUUAAAGCGGUCCAGGUAUCAAAAAAUACACACAUGCACAAGCACACAUUAAGGACAAGUACUGCUGAGAUUUGUGUUGUUCAUUGGUCCUUCUCUGUUUCUUCUCCAGCCCCUGCUCAAAGUCAGCAUGUCCUUGAAAGAUGCUUUGAUUCUUGUUCUCAGGAAGGCCAUGUUUUCCAGGUUUCUAGGGAUUUUUUUCCUCAAUUGAAUGAUUUUUAACUCAUCCUUUUACAUAUUUGAUUGCAAAACUGCUCUUAAAGAAGUGGCAGUUUAACCACUCAAUUCAAGAUCAUUUUUCACACUGUUCUUCCUCUGACUAUCUUCCAGCCAACUGGAUGGCAGGAAGUCUGCAGUGACUGGCUUUUUGUUGCUGCUGAAGAACUUCAGAGUGUUGGGCAGCUUAUCCUCCAGCCAGUGUAGCCAGGCUAUCUCCUCCAGCCAGGUACUUUUGAACUGUUGGUGGUCUUCCAAUAGACGCCUCUACAAAAGCAAUGCUUCAAAACAGCUCUGAAAAACAGAUUUAUUUCAACACUCACCGUCUGUCUGAACAGGUCCAGGUGGACGUUCACUCUCGCUACAACUCUGCUGCCAAUGAAGCGUUCUGUCUGGAGAUCCUCAGCAGCCUACGCCGCUGCCUUGGCCAACAGGCUGAUGUUCGCCUUAUGCUCUAUGAGGUGAGAGGUCUUUUAAAUUUAGCGACAUAUUUAGGGUGACCAUACAUCCUCUUUUACCCAGAUAUGUCCUCUUUUUUGGGGGCUAUCCGACUUGUCCAGCCUUGUCGCGGAGAGUUUAUAAAAUUCUUCAAAUGUCCGGGGUUUGUAUGGAAGUUUUGAGUCUCAAAAUUGACUACACGCAACUGUGUGACUCUGCCCCGUGCAGCAGUGUCCUCUUUAUAGGGAUUCAGAAUAUGAUCACCCGAUACAUAAAAAGAAAUCCAUUCACUACAGUCAAAAAUACACGAAGAAAGCCGUAGUGUUUUUGCAUUUGUGCUUUUCUUUGACAACAUCUUUCAAUUUCAGGGUUUCUAUGAUGUUCUUCGCCGCAACUCUCAACUUGCAAGCUCUAUCAUGCAGACUCUCUUCUCACAGGUGCGCUUGUCUCUCAAAUACCAGAUUAUUGUCAUGUUACCUCCAACACUGACAGCUGUAUGUUAUGUUUUUAAACCACAGCUGAGGCGAUACUAUGAGCCUGAACAGGACCUCCUGCCCCCGGUGAAACUGGAACCGUGCAUCACAGCUCUAGGAAACCAAGUCUACCUGCAGGAGCCUCUGGUACUCUUAUCGGCCUUUUAUGACUUUGUCUUGACUCUGUGCUAAUGUUGAUGUCAUAAAGAUUGUUUGUUCCCCUUUCAGGCCCAUUUAGUGAGCUGCACUGUACACUGCCUGUUGUGGCUCCAGGGCAUGCGGCGUUCAGCUCACCCAAACACUGAUGACAGUGAUAAUGAUGAUGAAGAGGAGGAGGAAGGGUACCAGUCGGAACUACAGACAAUCUUGGAGAACAUGACGAGACGCAUGAUCAAGUGUGAACUGGAGGACUUUGAACUGGUACACAAGACAGAGACACUUUGAAAUGAGACACACUGAUGUACAGCCCCAACUCCAAAGACACUGGGACACUUUAAAAAUGAUAAUUAAAACUCAAUUUUAAUGAUUUAUAAAUCUUUAAAGCCCUAGGUCUAUCUAAAAUAAGUGCAAAGACAACAUAUCAAAAAAUGUAACCUGAAAAAGGAUUUUGUUUUCUGAAAAAUGUUUGAUCAUUUUAAAUUUGAUGCUUGCAACACCCUUCAAAAGAGUCAAGACAGGGACAUGUAAAUGUGCAACGUGUAAAUGACAUGACUGGGUAUAAAAAGACCAUUGCAGAGCGGCUGAGGAGAAACAUUUAACGCUCUCAAAAAUGAUACGUAAAAGGAUUUCUUCACAAGUCUGUAAGCAGUAUGCUGUACUGAAGUUGAAGAAAUCAUGAUCGGCUUCCUAGAAAAGAGCUUGAUAAACACUCCCCCUUUCCUGUUAUAUUUCAACUAUUAUCUGUUUCAGAUAGUCCUCACAGAUACCAGGCUGAUCUACUUUUGUUUGUUUUUUAGCGCUGGAGGCAUGAUUUCAAUUAUCUGUCAAGUAAUAAAUAUAGAUAAAAAAUGUUUAAAUCAGAGUUGUAUACGUAAAGAAGUUCCUCAUUUUUAAAGCAGUGGGGAUGAAUAUUACAUUUCAUUUAAAAAUACUCACAUUGGAUAAGAAUCUGGAUAAUUUUCAUAUAUUUUUAAAGUAUCUGACUAAAAUGAAAACCACUUGCCUUAAGUUGAAGUUGUGCAUCAGUGGAUGUCUGCUUUUUGAAACACUGUUUGUUAUUCAAACUACAAAUCCCAAACAAGUCCAUUCAAAUUCCGGAUUCAACAAUGUGAGAUUUGGAUCAGAACAACAGGUGUGAAUUUACACGCAGGACGCUGUAUUUUCUGUCUUUGUUUUGUGCAGGACAAGUCAGCUGAGUUCUCCAUGGGCUCCAGCGUUGGAGUGAAGAAUAAUAUCUAUGCUGUGCUGGUGAUGGGAGUGUAUGAGGUCCUUAUGGAGUUCAGCUUUAUCAAAGCAAACUACAGGUAGGAGCCACCUCUCUUUUUGUGCACAGGAUGUUGGUUAUUGACAAGUUUCGUUAAGUGCUGACUUUAGUCUGUUUCCUAACUGUGUGAUUUAGUAAAAGCCACUUUGAGGAGCUCUUGGAGUUGUUCCACCGCUAUCACAAGCUGUCCGAGAUCCUGAAGGAGAAAUCCGGAAAGGGUCGAGUUCCCUCAAACAAGAUUCCCAGGAGUUUACUCUCUCUAGGAUUUGUAUCGACUCUCCUCACUGUGCUUUUCAGGUAAAUGCCUCAACCAUGGCAUGCUCGAAGUUGUUGAAUGUAAAACAAAACCCAAAAUAGAUUCUGUGCAAACCACGCCAUGCACACAUUUGAGUCCUUCUCCUAGCAUGCUCUUUUUGAGUGUGUAGUGGUAAUAUUUAGCCAAUACAAAAUCAUACCUCUUGAUAUUAUCCUGAGAAUGUAAAACAUCAGAUAUUUGCUUCAAAAAUAUUAUGUUGCUUUUUCCAGAGACAGUACUCAGAGUAAAGAGGAGGCUCUCUCAGUGCUUCGCUCCAGUGGGGAAUUCGUGCGUUAUGCAGUCAGUGUGGCUGUGCAAAAGAUUCAGCAGCUCGAGGAGCAUGGACAUGCAGACGGCCCAGACGGACAGAACACGGACAAAAUUUUCCGCUUCCUCUGUGAUAUGACAAGGUGUGAAUUUCUUAGCCUCGAUGACGUUGCUUUGUUCCAAAACGAUCAAGCUCUGAUCCCUACAAGCUCAUUUCAGCAAUAAGAAAAACCCUGUUUCAUUUCCAGUGUGCUGAUGUGGCGUUACACCAACAUCCCCACCGCUGUGGAGGACGCAGGGAAGAAAGAAAAGCGCUCCAGCUUGUCUCUGCUGUGUCUUGAGGGUCUGCUCAGAAUCUUCACAACCUGUCAGCAGCGCUUCCCGGAUAAGAUGCCCCAGCUUCUAUCCAGCAUGGGUCAGACAGACACAGAUGUUAUUUUAGGGAAAACACCCUGGUAGAAAACAGAUAUUCUCAACACUUUAAUGUUCCCGCAGAAGUGCCAGAGGACAAUGAGGAUCCAGAGGACGGCAGUGUCACAGAGAUGAACUUCUUUUACAUUAGACAGUUUCAGGUACAUCUGGAAAACAUGUUUUAAACUACUUCUUGGGUCCAAAAUUCUCUUUACUAACAUGUUGUGUUCAUUGACUGCCACUAGAGGGCACUGUUUACCCAGUUAAGUGGCAGUGAGGACGAUUUCAACAGCAAAGAGGCCCAGCUUCUGGUCAACAUCUUGAGUGUGCUUUCACACCAGCUAAAGCCAUCCUCUCAACAGGUAGGUGUCACAUUAAAUUCAAUUAUUUAAAAAAACGAUCCCUGUUUGCUCUUCUAAUACACGCCCACAUCUUCAGUUUGUCCAGAUGAUCACAUGGAUGGUGAAAAUCUGUAAGGAGACCAGCUUCGGUGAGAGACGGUGCUUAGUAUGUCCUGUUGUGUAUGCUCUGAGUGGUAAGGAGGCACAUGUUUGAAGAUUUUCUCUCUUUUAGAGGACUCAUCCUUCUCCAAGGGCCUUCUCUCUCUUCUCUUCAGUCUGCAUGUUCUCUACAAGAGCCCCACCAGUCUCUUGCUGGAGCUCUGCCAGGACAUCCACAGCCAACUGGGAGAUAUCGAUCAGGUACACACAAUACAACUUGGCAUCAUAUACUUGCAAGUCAAAGUGCUGAUCAAGCAAGAAGUCUGCUCAAAUCCGACCUUUCAACAUUGUGUUGUUACAACCUAUUUCUUGUAGUUAAGGUUUAAGUGGCCAUGUGAGGCAUUGACUGUGGUGGAUUACAGCGAAAUAUUGAAUAUAGUCUGUACUUCACUUAACAUUUUUCACAAACCAAGAAAUUUAAAGAUUACUUUGGCCCUCAUGUAGUUGUGUCAAAGACAUAUUCAUGACAACCAGAGCAACACAGCUUAAACUAACAUACUAUGGUUGGAGUCUUUUCACUUUAUUCUGCUUUCCUGCUGCGUGGUCAGGACGUGGAGGUGGAAAAACAGUCUCACUUUGCCAUCAUCAACAUGAAAACUGCAUCCACAGCAGCAGUGAGUGUUUCUUUAAAUUUUAGGCUCUGACCUUCUGUGAUGUAUCACAAUGUUUUAGUGCCCGAUGCUCAUCAAUGUGAUCUUUAUCCUCAGCUGCUGGUCCUGUCUCAGGUCAGUCGAGUGCUGGAUGAGGUAGACUGGCUGAUUGCCAGAAGGAAAAGCCAACAGUCCUCAGACAAAUCAGGCUCAAGUAAGAAGCAUUUCUCACUGGUGCUCAGUGAUCUUAAUGAUGGGAUUGUAAAAAGAGACGAUAAAUGAAGUUCUGUGUUUGUUCUUGUGUGUAGGUGAUGCCACUCAGACGGCGGGCCAGCAGGAUCCGAUAGAGAAAGCAGUGACUCUGCAGCUCGGGACUCUCUUGACAGCACUAAAUGAACUGGUGCAAACAGCCCUGCUGCCCGGCACCUGUACCAUCACACUGCUGAGAGAACUGAGCCGCACAUACACUAUCCUCACCACUCUGGUCAAAUAUGUGUGUAUUUGUGCGCCCUGUGAUCUCAGUUUGAAGUUAGAGUUUGGGAGGUUUGCUUGACAUUAACUUGGUUUGUGUCUUUUCAGUACAUUCAGGUGUGUGCGAGCCAGCAUGGUGCACUGCCAGCACGCUUUGAAAAACUGGUGAGUCUGAUUAGCUGCGUCUGAAUUAAGGCUGGGCGAUAUGGAAAAAUGUUUAUCACAAUAUAAUUUUUUCAUAUCAGUCAAUAUUGAUAUAUAUCAUCAUAUAAAAAAUGAAAUUUAACAGUACUUAUUGGUAGCAUGUCUUUUGCAGUAGAAUAAGCUACUGCAUCCGUGAGGUCUUUGUGUCUCUUCAACGUUUUGUCAUAAGGCGUUGCGCCAGAGAAAGUGGAAUGAAUGGUCGACUGUUUUUGUGGCAGUGUUGUUGACAAUGUCAUCAUCUGUUGUCUUCAUCUGCAUUUCUGCCGGGGGUAGCACUCGUUUUCUUUUUUUCUCAACAUUAAGUGCUAUGGUUGCGUGUAGCUGCAGCCUGCUACCAUGCAGUUGUUUGCUACUUGGUUCUAAUUCAGCACGAUUGGUUCAGCGUGAAGCAGACCCGGAGCAACUCCCUUUUUCAUUCUUUGUAUAGUCCACCAAAACAUAGCAGAAUGCCAUCAAAAAGCAUAUUGACUAUGUUCUGUAGUGACAUUGAGGAAAAUUAAUUUUCGAUAUACAUAUUGUUAUUGUUGUAUCGCCCAGCCCUAGUCUGAAUCAACCUGUCUGUACGCCUGGUGUCCUACUGACAAAGUACUUUCUUUGCAGGUCAAACUGUCGGGCUCCCACCUCACACCACAGUGCUACUCUUUCAUCACAUAUGCACAGGUACAAACGAACUGAUUGUAAUUUAAACGAUUUAUGUAUGAUUUUUUUUAAACCAUGGAUUUUGCUGAGACCAUUUCAGCCCCAAAAGGAGUGUUAAUGUGACGAGAUAAUGUUUCUCAUCUGAUAGAGCGGGGAACUCAGUGGUGGAGGCACAGAUGACAAGAAAAAAAAAAGGACUGAAGUCAACACAGCUGCCUCUGUAAGAACAUUCCUCUCUUUUAAUAUUAUACAAAUCUAGAACAUGAAAAUAGUAUACUCAAAUAUUUUUUUACAGAAAAGAAGAAAAGGAAUUGAAUAAAACCCUUUUUUUCUCCUGUAAGGCUAAACUUCAGCGUGAGACUAAAGCCAUCCCUGACUUAAUCUUCAGCAUUGAGCAGUACGAGAAAUUCCUCAUCACCCUCUCAAAGAAAUCAAAGGUAUUAUAUGUUAAUGUUGGGACAUGAUUCUCAGAGUGCAGUGAGAAAUGCUCGUAACUGUAUGCAAGCACAGACACAGUCAGUCUGGAGUCAUCCGACAGGUUUCUCUUACUGUCUUUAGCUUCAUGUUUAUCUGUGUUUGCAGGUAAAUCUGAUGCAGUACAUGAAGCUGAGCACCUCCAGAGAUUUCCGCAUCAAUGCUGCAACUUUAGACGCAGCCCUACAAGAGGAGCGUGACAGUGACGAGGUAAAUCAGUGCCUUCAACGUCUCUGUGAAUGUCUCUUCUUCCACAUUGUAUUUGGUAACAGUUAGCUCUCUUGAACACACUCUUUCCAGUAGAUGACUCCCGACUGAGGUGUUUCGUCUUCUUUAUUUUUAGACCCCAGAGUCACAGGAAGCAGAGGAGACACAAGAACCCAAACAAAAGAAGAGAAAACAGUGACGCUGCUCAUAUUUGAUAGAAACAACAACAACAACACACCCUCUCCAGCUACUGCCUGUUGGCACUUUGAACUGUUUUGAAUAUUAGAAACUCAUCUUCCCUUGUUCAGAGAGCCUUUGGUGAUGUCAAUGAUUUGGUAGAUGUCCAAGGCCUCACCUGUGGAAAGUUUGCACACAGUAUUAACACACUGGCUGUGUUCCUAUUUAAGUCUACUUGAAUUAAAGUGAAUGUGUUUUGUUUGUGACAUGCAUUUCCUAACAGGUUCAAUCUCAGCUGAUCAAUUUUACAUUACUUCUGGAUUUUUACUCUGACUUUCAUUGAGCAGCUUCAGUUCUUGUUUAAAGAUAGUACAGUUGUUUGACAUAAAAGAGUUUUUAAAUUUCCUUUAUUUUUCAGUCUUGUGGCAGACUAAGACAGGAUAAAGACCUAUGCUCUUCAAUAAACAAAUAUGUAAACUCAGGAGGGUUUCAAGCUUUCAUUUAUAAAAUUCUGUUUUACAUCUG